GAACCCUCAUAUACGAACAUGAGCAUCGACAGGAUGAAGAAAUGGAAAAGUGUCUCCGAAGAAGACGAGGACGGACGUCGUGCAACCGUUCUCUCUUUCCUGUCGUACCUACAGUAAACCAAGAGAACGAUGCCUAAGCCUGCUGUUAAAGCCACUUCUGCUUCUGCGCCUCGGGGCCAUAAGACGACGACGGCUACUCCAGUCGCUCCAGCAGUGGAGACCACCAAGGCGUCGUUGCUGGAACGUGUCAAGUGCCGUUUUGUGUCCUCGCGCCCGGGCCCCAACCCGUGCAUCGUGUUGCCCAUGGCGUUCGUGCUCAUCACGGCCGCUGCGUCCGCUUCCUUCUUUGUCAUCCAGGAUAGGCUGGAAGGGGGACACCGCGACCUGCUUAACGAAGCACCGCAAGACAGAUCGGCUGCUGCGAAGAGCAGCACCGGAAGGACGGCAAGUGUGACUGCCCCAUCGACGCACACUAGCGGGACGUCGUCCAGUGAAGAAAUGUUCGCCCCAUUGCUUCUGUCAAAUGCGACCGGGAGUCCUGACGUGGUUCCAAACACCACAGUGCACAAUGUCCUUGAACAGGGAGCAGAUGACAACACAACUGUGUCUCAUUUGGGGCAGCUUAAUACAACAGUUUCCCUUCAGGACAGCAAUAGCACAGGAGACUGAUAUUGAUUGAAUUGCUCAUUCGUUUGAUAUGAAAUUUGCAGUGCUUUGUGAUAGUGGUUGUAUCUAAUAACUUAAUUUUUCUUCUUCGGCGAAUUAAAAAUGUCGUCUACUAGUAGUGCCAUCAAUACUAUUCAAAAGCAUACAAGUGCUCAAACCAUCUGAGUUCCUGCGAGUGAACGUGGAAAAUUAUUUGUAGAUCUGAACCGCAAUCACUGAUUUGUGUAAUCACCGUACCGAAAAAUAAAGUUGUAGUGUUACA
Messenger RNA from Ornithodoros turicata, 928 nucleotides. RefSeq lists its product as uncharacterized. The record is from RefSeq and is a predicted model, not a curated record. Bases 130 to 669 code for a protein of 179 amino acids. Lineage: Eukaryota; Metazoa; Arthropoda; Arachnida; Ixodida; Argasidae. The transcript has 3 exons.